Molecule: messenger RNA, 1476 nt
Organism: Cordyceps fumosorosea ARSEF 2679
Lineage: Eukaryota; Fungi; Ascomycota; Sordariomycetes; Hypocreales; Cordycipitaceae
Product: tRNA a64-2'-o-ribosylphosphate transferase
Exons: 2
Coding region: 1-1476 (491 amino acids)
Biological process (GO): charged-tRNA amino acid modification
Cellular component (GO): cytoplasm
Molecular function (GO): tRNA adenosine(64)-2'-O-ribosylphosphate transferase activity
Source: RefSeq, a predicted model, not a curated record
AUGGACUCGGGACCGGACGCGACGUCCACCGGGCGGACGGCUGGCAUUCACCACUCUGAUAUUUUGUUUUCGAGCAAUCAGCAAAUGUCCAUGUCGGCGCUCAUGUCUGGGCUGAAGCGCACCACACUCACCGUACACAACCGCCUACGGUCGAUUCAGGCGGAUGCCGAGUUUGUUGCGCGAGCGGCUAGCGCGUUUGGCGGGGCUGGGCGCGUGGAGGGGGGCGGCUCUGCAACCGAGACCAAAGGUUUCAGACGACCUCUGAUUGCGAACGAGCGCUGCGGCAGCUGGUAUGUGCCGCCAGAGACCAAAGGCGGCAGCGCCUACUUCAAGAGCACCGACGGUCAUGAGCGGGCAUGGAAGUUUAGCACGCGGAGACUGAACCUCCACAUUGUUGAACUUGCUGAGAAGCAUGAUGGAGUAAUUAUUGUUGAUUCUACCCGGCGGGGGAAGCGGAUGCCCGACGCGCUGUCUACCACUAUCCCCGUGUGGUGCGCCGUGCUGAACCGCGCGCUGCUCCCAGACCACCCGCUAUCACAGGAGCUUUUCCUGCCACCAUCGCUGCCGCCGACCACCCACGCGCAAAUCACCGCCUUGCUGCCCGGCUUCGUCGCCUCGCUGGUCGCCCUCGCCCUGCCGCUGCCGCGCGGCCUCAGGAAGCCGCUUCGCCCGCUCUGGAUCACGCAAGACUCCGCGCUGCCCGGGCCGGACGAGAGCGGUGGUGCGAUAUUCGAAGACUACCGGCCCGUGAUCUGCUGCACGGCGAGCCGCCGCGUCGCGGGCAGCGAGGUGGGGGAAGGCGGCUACAUCCAAGGCGCCGGCGACGACACGGAGAACUGGGCGCACGGGCUCACGCCGCCGGUGUUUUGGAGGAACGCCGACCUGCUGCUGGAGACGGCCGAGGGCGAGCUUCCGGCGCUGAUACAGCGGCUGGUGGAGGAAGAGCAGGCCGCGCGCGUUCCGACGGGCAGCGAGGCGUACACGCAGCUCGCGCCCGGCAUCUACGUGUGUCCGACCUCGGCUUUGACGGCCCCGGCUCCAGACGGCGAGUGCCACGUGCAGCUGCCUCCGUCAACGUCGCCAAAGGAGUCGUGGGUGCAAGGCCCGCGGUGCAUCCGGGUCGGGCUCGGCAAUAGCAAGGCCGGGAGCCGCAACCUGCGCCUCGCCCUGCCGGACAUUUGCGCGUUCGUGCGCAGAUACGUGAGAGAUGAUGCGCCGGCGGGCAGCGAGAAGAAAAUAGUCGUGUCGUGCGACUCGGGAAAGGACUUUUCUGUCGGCACCGCGCUGGCGCUGUCGUGUGUGCUCCUCGACGACGCCGGGGCGCCGCGGGAGGAGGGCGGCGGCGCGCAGGUCAACUUCACGAAGACGCUGGUCAAGAGCAGGCUGGGCGGCUUCAUGACGACCUUUCCGGCGGCGAAUCCAAGCCGGGCUACGUUGCAGAGCGUGAACAGCUUUCUGAUGGAUUGGAGGAAUUAG